Molecule: messenger RNA, 1410 nt
Organism: Rhipicephalus sanguineus (brown dog tick)
Lineage: Eukaryota; Metazoa; Arthropoda; Arachnida; Ixodida; Ixodidae
Exons: 2
Coding region: 73-1410 (445 amino acids)
Source: RefSeq, a predicted model, not a curated record
UACGCCUAACGGCGACGCCGGAGCCCGGCGGCGUGGAACGCCGACGGCGUGGAACCGGCCUCCCGAAGUAACAUGACGGCCCCCGCGUCUUUCCUGAGGGGUUACGACCCCGAAGGCAUGGCCUGGACAACAAUUUCAACAUGUCAAGACGAAAAUUCCACUGUUCCGCAUUUUCGGCACCAAUCCCUGAAUGAAGCGGUCGCGCGUCGCGCGUUCGCUCAAGCCAAGACAGCGGCGCCCAACGCCAUCCCGGCCUCCGGCACACCGGCCGGCAAGACGCAGCCUCCUGCAUCGCGCGCUGCGGGAAGCAAAGGCAAGGCUAUUACCAACUGGAAGCCUCGCCCAUUUCCAAGACCGGGCCCGGACGACUUCGUGGUCGUGCUCAAGCCACGCGAACAUAUCUCGCUGCACCAAGCCUUUUCGGAGAACCGCUACGGAGCCGCCUUUACGGCCUACCUCGGGCCUGAGCUGGCAAAGUGUGUCACGGUUCUGCCGUCCCGUGACCAAAACAUCGUAUUGAUCCACACCCCGAACCCGGCGGCGGCAGAUCGGCUCCUCGGGGAGUUUUCUGUCAAUACCGAGCAUGGGGCGAUUCCACUCCACGGAUACCUUCGACAAGACGGAGGCGAUGUGUGCCACGGCGUCAUCGUCGUCAGCAACUCGGACACCACUGAAUCACUUCGAGAGCAGGUGCAAUGGAGAGAAGGCACCAUCGUCGAGGUGAGGAAAUUCGGCUCCUCUAACAAAGCUCGGGUCACCUUUGCCGGGAAGGUGAAACCGCGUUUCGUGCACUAUGAGAACAUGCUCAUCCCAGUGCGAAAAUACUACCGGACAAUUCCAGCCUGCGGCCUGUGUGGGGUCGUUGGCCACCGAGCGGAUGCCUGUCCCAACACGCAGCCCAACACGUGCGGCCUCUGCGGUCAACAAGCCCCGCUUGUGGAGGGGGUGCGGGCCCCUCACGAAUGUGUUCCGCGAUGCUCGGUAUGUGGCGGUGGACACGCAACAAACUCGCGGGAAUGUGCGGCAAAAUUCCGCACACACAAGAUGCUCGCCCCGAAGGGCGGGGCAAAAAAGAAGUCGGCAGCCAAGAAGAAGGGCCGCCAUCUUGGCUCCCCCGGUGAGUCACCGAGCAGGGACGACAGCAACACCGAGAAGCCGGCGUCAUCAGCAGAAGUCGGCAAGCGACCACCGACGCAGCCACCACACGGCGGCACAGGAAAACUGUCGACGACGCCACCACGCGGGGAGGCCAGGGCCUGGGCCAACGCUGGAAAACAUGGAACGCAGCUUAAAAACGUAACUUUCGCAGCCCUCUUCAGUCGCGCCCUGAAGGCUGCGGGCAGGGACCCCCUGGUGAUUGUGGGUGAUUUCAACGCUCACAGCACACUCUGGGGGUACGUGCGUGAAUAG